GUUUCCGAGAUUGACGUUUCCACGCAUUGACCAACCAGUAUCUUGACAAUAUAGCAACCUUUAGUCAAUAUGGGUGGCCUUAAUCUCGAAGUCUUCAAGUUCGGUACCUACCUACUUUUCCCCAUCGGGAUCAUGUACUAUUUCGGAACGAACCUGGAUAACCGCUUCACUGUGAACGACUUUUGGCCGAAGCCUGAGGAAUGCAACAAGCUACCACAGGAUAGGGAGGAAGUCAAGGCGGAGUACGAGAGAAUUGUGGCGCGACAGAAGUUGCGACAGGCUCUUUUGGAGGAGAAGCAGCGACAGCAGGCCCAGCAGGCUCAGAGGAACGAGAGCAGCUCUUAAUGGUGCUUCAAUAUGCCAUUAUAUUCAACGAUGAGGAAUCUUGCGAUCAAAUGAGGGGAGAAUGGACUGUAUUAUAUCAAAUUUGUGUGGAUGGGCGCUAUUGGCGACAACGGGACAAAAUGCAUGAUUGGCGUUCAGGCUGAAGAAAAAGGGGAUUGGUAUAGGAAAAAUUCAACUCUAAUAGCUCGGGGUGAUUUUUGUACAGUAUACGGCUUGUGUUUAUGAUGCGGUUUAUAUAUCAAUAUGCCUCUCCAACUUGUCCCAUUCGUCGUCUGUGAUGGUGCCUUGGCGAAUG
Messenger RNA from Trichoderma harzianum CBS 226.95, 640 nucleotides. RefSeq lists its product as hypothetical. Gene Ontology annotation, cellular component: mitochondrion; mitochondrial inner membrane. Lineage: Eukaryota; Fungi; Ascomycota; Sordariomycetes; Hypocreales; Hypocreaceae. The record is from RefSeq and is a predicted model, not a curated record. The coding region runs from base 70 to 345 and encodes 91 amino acids. The transcript has 2 exons. Gene Ontology annotation, biological process: mitochondrial respiratory chain complex IV assembly.